AUGGACGCUUUUGCUGCAAUUGGUCAUCAUGACGACGCAAUAGAAGAAGCACUUUUCCUUGAUGAUGAUGAUAUUAUUCAUGAAAUCUCUGAUGAUGAUGAUGAUGAAGAGCUUCCGGACGCUGAAGAUGAUGAGGAAAGUUUUGAUGCUGAAUUACCGGGCGAAUUAUACACAGUCGCGUGCAGUCCAACUGAUCCUCAUCUAGUGGCUACAGGAGGUAAAGAUGAAAAAGUAUUGCUCCGGAACAUUGGUCAAGGAGAUUGCGCUUCCAAACUAGAAGGUCAUAGUGAUUCAAUUUCUAGUCUGGCGUUUAGCAGCGAUGGUCAAUUACUUGCAUCUGGAAGUGCAGAUGGAUUAGUUAAAGUAUGGAAUGUAUCAUCGCGGACUUUAGAAUGCACAUUUGAUGGCCCUACAAAGGAGAUUGAGUGGGUAAAGUGGCAUCCUAAUGAACAUUUAGUCUUGGCUGGUUCAAAAGAUAAAACUGUGUGGAUGUGGAAUGCUGAGAGGAGGUUUUUCCUUAACGUGUUUGCCGGGCAUGGAGGUUCUGUUACUUGUGGCGAUUUCACUCCAGAUGGUAGAAUGAUUUGCACUGGCUCCAAGGAUGCUUUAAGGAUAUGGAAUGGCAGAAGUGGAGAAAUUAUCCAUAUGGUUACAGGCCAUACUUAUCCCAUCAAAAGGUUGACAUGCUUGAGUUUAAGUUCUGAUUCUACCCUUGCUCUUACUGGUUCAAAGAGCGGCAGUGUUCAUCUAGUUCAGAUAGCCACAGGACAGGUUAUAGGUUCACUGACUGCUCAUUCGGAUUCUGUUUUAUGCACUGGCUUUGCUUCGUCAAGCUCUCAAUGGGCUGCAACAGGAGGCAGGGAUCAGAAGCUUGUCGUAUGGGAUCUCCAUAAUCUGAACUCUCGAUGCAUCUGCGAACACGAGGGAGUAGUUGUAUGCUUGACAUGGUUGGGUGCGUCGAGAUAUUUGGCUACGGGUUGUGACGACGGCAAAGUACAGAUAUGGGAUAGUCUUUCUGGAGAAUGCGUGAGAAUCUUUAGCAGUCAUGACCGUAGCGUUCAAUCUCUGGCCGUUUCUGCCAAUGACGAUUUCCUGGUUUCAGUCUCUUAUGAUGAAACCACCCGUUUUUAUGAAAUUUCUGGAUUCAAGUGA
This is a messenger RNA of Oldenlandia corymbosa var. corymbosa, 1152 nucleotides long. Lineage: Eukaryota; Viridiplantae; Streptophyta; Magnoliopsida; Gentianales; Rubiaceae. The record is from the annotation of a GenBank genome assembly.